Molecule: messenger RNA, 4138 nt
Organism: Wasmannia auropunctata (little fire ant)
Lineage: Eukaryota; Metazoa; Arthropoda; Insecta; Hymenoptera; Formicidae
Product: protein GPR107
Exons: 10
Coding region: 226-1986 (586 amino acids)
Biological process (GO): transport
Cellular component (GO): membrane; Golgi apparatus
Source: RefSeq, a predicted model, not a curated record
CAGUCUGUCUCGCAUCUCAGUUUCUGCUCGCGUAUCGACGAGCGCUGGUGCCUGGCGGUGGUGGAGUAAGGUGAGGAGGUGACUCUCCUGACGCGGUACGCGCGCGCCGUCCUCCCUUGUGAUGUGACAGUUGUGACACCCGGUGCGGUGUGGUCGAGCGUGCACACGACUGGCGACGGCGGCGCAGCCGAGAGCAAAAGCCGAGAGAAAGAAAGAGAGAGAAAAAUGCGGACGAGCGCGAUUUACCUGCCGCUUCUGCUGCUGGUGGCGGCGACGAGCGCGAGGAUCCACAAGCUGGACAUACGGAAGGACGGAAGGCACUACAUCACCCUGAGCACAUUCGGCUUCUACAAGGGCAGCAUCCUGACCGUGAAUCUCACGAACUUCAAGUUCGCGCCGGCGGACGCCGACAAAAAGCUGACACCGGAAAGCGCGAGCAAGGCCGUGUUCGGAUUCAGCUUGGGUCGAACGCUCAUCGAUGCCAUUAAUCCGUACGUGCACAAUCAUCUCGAUGGAUGCUUGCUGCAAAACGUUUCGAAUCUCAAAACAGAACAGAAGGACGACAGCUCGAUCAUAUAUUUUACCAUGGACUUGAAAAAUUUAACGAUGCAGGUGAACUGCAGCGGCAACGUGCACGCGGCGCACAUCUACAGGGAUCCCAGCGCGGUGCUGAUGUAUCGAACAAAGCGGAGCUCGCUGUCGUCGAGAUUCAGCGAUACCGCGCUCUUCCCACGGAGAAAGAGGAACACGUCCCACGUGAUCGAGAGGGCCGUCGUUCGCAGCGGUGACGCGAGGCACGGGUCGGACAGCAACGCGUGCUCCCGUCUGAGAUUACCGAUGACGACGGAGACGACGCCGAGGGGCGAGAAGUCGUACAACACGAGCCUCGUCAUGUACGUCGCCAGCGAGGAGGAGGAGGGCCUGUACAAUCUCUACUUUCACAAUUGUCAGAAUUACGACAACAACAAGGAGCCGCUGCUCGUGGAUUUCACGGUGGAGAUAGCGGAGAUUAAUAACGACAACUUCCUCAGCGCCGGCGAAAUGCCGCUGCCGGCUCUGUACUUCACGAUGGCGCUGCUCUUCUUCCUGUCGGGCUGCUUCUGGGUGUUUAUCCUCAACAAAAGCAAGCAUUCUGUAUUCAAAAUCCACUAUCUGAUGGCUGUCCUGGUGUACCUGAAGUCCUUCUCGUUGCUGUUCCACGGUAUAAACUACCACUUUAUCCAGACCAAGGGUGAGCACGUCGAGGCGUGGGCGAUUUUGUACUACAUUACCCAUCUCCUGAAAGGCGCCGUUCUCUUCAUCACCAUUGUGCUCAUUGGCACGGGAUGGAAUUUUAUAAAGCACAUUCUCUCGGACAAGGAAAAGAAACUCUUCAUGUUGGUCAUACCAUUGCAAGUGUUGGCAAAUGUGGCUGAGAUAAUAAUUGAGGAAAGCGACGUGGGCAAUUUACGACGCGAGACUUCGCGGGACAUGUUCAUACUUGUCGACUUGGUGUGCUGCGGCGCAAUUCUAUUUCCGGUUGUGUGGAGCAUCAGGCAUUUAGAGGAGGUCGCCCGCACGAACGACAAAGCGGCGAUGAAUUUGCGCAAGCUUAUGCUAUUCAAACAUUUCUACAUUAUGAUAGUAUUCUACAUAUACUUCACCCGCAUUAUAAUGUACAUACUCAAGAUUACAGUGCGCUUUGACUACCAGUGGCUGGACGAAACGUUCCGAGAAAUGGCAACGUAUGCAUUCUUCGUUCUGACAGGCUAUAAAUUCCGGCCAGCGUCCGCGAAUACGUAUUUCACGGUACCGAGCGAUGAAGUGGAGCCAGAUGACGAGGACGACAAGACCGACGUCGUCAUUUCCGGUGGUAAUGGAAUCAACAGGGACUUCAGUACAGUCAGCAAAAUGUCGAGGACGGUGAGGUCCGCGACUUCGAAAAUUCCAUCCACUGAGGAGGAGCGGCACACUCUUUCCCACAAGUCCUCUCGCGAGUACGACUGAGGAUAAAAUUGUGAUAGAUCAUCAUGUGACGAAUACCUACAAUCUGCGAAUCUUCGAGGCUACAUUCUGGAUUGAAGGGACGAACGAAAGCGCGACGAUAGGCGAAACAAGGGUGAACUGAAUAUGAAGAAAGAAAGAGAGAGAGAGAGUGAGUGUGUUGUGUGUAGGUGUUUCUUAUUCUCAAAUCUAUUUUAUAUUUCUCAAUGAAGGAAGAAGAAAAAGAGGGAAUACUCGUAUAUUAAUUUGUACCCGCAAAUUUACUGAUUGUUCAAAUAUGAAUAAGAAUUUUGAAUUUUCCGCUCAACAGUUGCAUGCUUUGAAAUGUUAACAAUAUUAUGCUAUUCUUUGAUACUCCAGUUACUAAUCUAACAGUCAUUAACGCGGCUAGUACGUUGUAAAUUAUAAACAAUCAAGAAUAAGUGAGCAACAGGUACUAUUAUUGCAUUAUUAUUAGUAAAAUAGCUUUUACUUUACUAGGAGAAAUUUUUAGCGAAGUAAAAUAGUUUUUACUUCACUAGAAGAAAUUUUUAGUGAAAUAAAAUGUAAAAUCAAUCGAAACUUAUGAAAGACUUAAGGUGGUUCUUUAGUAAGUCGAGUUAUUUAAGAAAUAUCUCAAAAUGUAAGCAAAACAUUUUUUAUAUAAUAAAGUUGAAGUGCCGAACUUGACGUAUGCAAAAUUCUAGGGAAGAUUAUCGAUGAAAUAAAAGAGAAAAAAAAUAUUGGAAAUGUAACUUUUCGUGUAUAACUUACAAUUAGUGACAGGUUGGGCGGAGACGCUUCUUUGAUUAACUGCAUACAAACGUGAUUUGAGAUUUUUCUAAAAAACGAGAUUAUAAUAGUUACAAAAAUUACGAUUUUAAUGGUCACAGAAAAGAUCAUCGGUCAAUCUGGAAAGAUAUUUAAAAUUAAAAUGGCAAAAUAUCGUAUAACUUCGCUAGCAAUGUCUUGCGGAGUAGCAAUAUCGUUUGUUUUAUACUAUUUCAUCAAUAUAUAUAUGAAGUAUUAUAUUUUAUCCAAAUUAGACAAAUAUUUAUGAUGGGUCCUGGUGAGGCACCCCAAAUUUUCGGCACUUUACUAAAGAACCAUCUUAAAGAAUAGUUAAAAAAUGAAUGUAUUUUAAGAGCCCAGAUACUUAAGUCGUGUAACUAACUUGUUCGGAUAUUUAUGAGAAAGCACUGAAAAUGAACUUAUAUACUCGUUGGGAGUGAGUAUCACUCAGCAUUGACAAUAUAAAUCGCAUUAAUGAUUUAUUACGGGACAAUAUGUAUAACAAUACAGCAACAGUUUGCAAAAAUCAAAAUAUUUUACAAGUGAAAGUAGGCAAUGUCGAAUCUAUCAUUCGCGACAAUUUAAAUAUUAAAAAUACAGAACGCUCGACCAUCUCAAGUAGAUUUACGUUAAAAAAAUAUAUUUAAUCGGAAUGUUUAAAUAUAAACACAUGAAAUAGACGUUUAUUAAAUCACUGAAAGAUCUCGUAUAGAGACAUUAAUACAUUAUUGUAGUAAAAAAAAAAAACGUUAAAUAGACGUUAUAAAUGUCGUUAAUUAGAUAUAAUAUUUCGACUCUAAAUUUAAAAUAAUAACAAGGAAUAAUAAGACAGACAAUAAGACAUUCUAAAUGUCAAAUCGUGUCUUUUAACGCACUUACGAUAACGCUAUAAUCUUUUGUGUUCAUUAAUGCAUCUUGUCUUGUUCCCGUAGUAAUGACGUUUGCUUGUAAUCUUGAAAUUGGAAGCCCGCCAUCGUACAUUGUGGAACAUACUGACGUUUAUUAGCGGAAUAAAUUAUUGAUAUUGGCAUACUAAUUUAUUAUUUAUCGCUGAAGAAAGUCUGAAGAAGGCCGAAACGUACGGAAAAAAUUUAUUAUGGAUAUGUAACUACAUAUUAUAUUAUAUUUUGAAGACAUAUUUUUACACACCAAGUUUAGCGUAAUAGACUCUUACUAUCUGUCUUAUUCCUCGUUUUUGUUGAUGAAAUAGUUUAAAAACGUAUCAAAUUUUAAACAAUUAUUUUUUUAAUUUAUACGUUACACGAUUUUUCAUGUUUAUAAACUUACUUCGAAUGCACGAAUUGCAAUUUGAUUUCUAAAAUAUUCUAAGAUUUUUUAUUUUUUCCAAAGAAAAUUUGUAAAAUCUGAAGAAGUUUAAUGUAUA